Molecule: messenger RNA, 3874 nt
Organism: Thunnus maccoyii (southern bluefin tuna)
Lineage: Eukaryota; Metazoa; Chordata; Actinopteri; Scombriformes; Scombridae
Product: cytochrome b5 reductase 4
Exons: 16
Coding region: 311-2017 (568 amino acids)
Biological process (GO): superoxide metabolic process; generation of precursor metabolites and energy
Cellular component (GO): endoplasmic reticulum
Molecular function (GO): heme binding; oxidoreductase activity
Source: RefSeq, a predicted model, not a curated record
CAUGACAAGAAAAGCACAGCUCUAAAUAAUGACAUUAAUAAUUAUAAGUUCUCCAUUUAGGUGAGACAGCGCCAGGGAUCUGGUAUUGUGCAUACUGGCUUAAUGAAAAGCUUACUGGGACACAGAAGCCCUGCCAAGCCUUCACUGAACAAGCAUGGGCCUUUAUUUUGAAGUCAGAGAACUCUUGUCUUGAAUCCUCUUAACAGAUAAGCCUUUCAGAAGCAAACUCUUCAGUUGCCAUGAUGGGAGUCAGAGGUGGACUGUAUUACACUGUAAAUAAAUACAACCUCAAAGCUGUGUGAUAGAUACCAUGCUGUCACAAUGGCACAGGAAAACCAGAGAUUCAGACGAGGAUGACGAUGAUGACAGUGAGAGUGAAUCAAGUGGACGACAUGUGUCAUCUUUCACCACUAUUUUCAGCAGUUUAAUUCCAGGUUUUCUUCGAGACUUGGGGUUUCUCCGAAGCGUUCACAGCAUGUUGUCGUUCCCUGCGCCGGGCUCCCAGCAGCGGGUCGGUCCGUCAGGACAGUCCGGGAGGAACAAGGUGGCCUUGAAGCCAGGCCACAGUCUGAUGGACUGGAUCCGGUUUUCAAAGAGUGGAAAAGAUCUGACCGGGCUCAGAGGGCGUCUGAUUGAAGUUACCCAGGAAGAGCUGCAGAAACACAACAAAAGAGAGGACUGCUGGACGUGUAUACGAGGCAUGGUUUACAAUGUCACCCCCUACAUGGACUACCACCCUGGAGGAGAAGAGGAGCUGAUGAAGGCAGCUGGGAUAGAUGGCACUGAACUCUUUGACCAGGUCCAUCGGUGGGUAAACUACGAGUCCAUGUUGAAAGAAUGCCUGGUGGGCAGGAUGGCCACUACGACCACCACAGCAGUCAAAGCUAUGGUCCCACCUCCACCGCCGACUAGCCUCGCCCCCCCUACCUCAGUGGCUCCGCCCCCAGACAAAGACUCCCGACCUCGGUACGACUGGUUCCAAACUGAUGCCACUGUUCAUCUGGUUGUUUACACCAAAAGGAAGAUACCCAGCUCAGGCUGUACCGUUGCUGACCUCGAGGCCAAUGUCUUACGACUGGAAGUGCUGCUGGGAAAAAUGUCCUACAUGGUUCAUUUACGUCUGACUGAAGAAGUUGAGGGAAAUGUUGCUGUUCACACUGCUUUCGCCGUGGGAAAGAUUCAGGUCACCAUACGCAAGCAGGUUAAAGGAAAAUGGGCAAGUCUCGGUCAGCCACAGGAAUUCCACAAUACGUUUGCACGCAAAAAAGACAGAGCCCUCUACUAUCGGGAUUGCGUGUUGGUGUCUAAGACUGAGGUGAACCAUAACACUCAUGUGUUCAGAUUGCAACUUCCACGUGGGACCGUCCUGCAUGUGCCUGUUGGAAAACAUGUCUACCUCAAAGCACUUAUUCAAGACACAGAGGUCGUGAGGCCUUACACUCCAGUGGACCAGAAUCUUGCAGCAGUUUCCCAUCACUCCUCACAGGAAUCAGACCUGUACCUCAUGAUCAAAGUCUACCCUGACGGAGUGUUAACCCCACAUCUCAACAGUCUGCACAUCGGUGACCACAUAUCUGUUAGCGGUCCAGAGGGUACCUUUAGUCCCCGCCCCCUUCGUGAUGUCACAGUCCUCUACCUGUUGGCAGCAGGCACAGGUUUCACGCCCAUGGCUCGCCUCAUCCGACUGGCCCUGCAGGAUAAUGACAGCAUCAGAAAAACCAAGCUGCUCUUUUUUAACCGACGGGAGGAGGACAUUCUGUGGCGCUGUCAACUGGAUGCAUUAGCUGCUAAUGAUGAGAGGUUUCAGGUGGAGUACGUCCUCUCUGAGCCCUGUGAAAGCUGGACGGGCAGGAAGGGCCGGGUGGAUGAGUCCAUGCUCAAGGAUUUCCUCAACAGGCCAGAUGGGUCCAAAUGUUAUGUGUGUGUGUGUGGCCCCACUGCCUUUACAGAGCUAACAACAGGGUUAGUGAAGCAGCAGGGCUUCAGUGAAGAGGAGCUCCACGCCUUCCAGGGCUGAUGAGAUCUGCCUUGACUCAACCCUACAAAGACUGUGUGUGCCUGUGAGUGCGUGUUUGUGAGAAAUGAAAGGAACAUUGUAUUUCUAUGCAUCAAGGACCUGAUGAUGCUGACAACAAACAAAACAACACACCCCAGGUAUGAGUCAUUCCUGAGUGCGCAACAGGAACAUUUUAAGCACAGAAUAAGAUUUUUUUGCAAGCCAGGGAAAUAAGUUUUGUAGAGAUGUUAUCACACAAAUAACAUUUUAAUUUGAGCAAAUAAAACUCUCUUCUGUGCUCAAUACAUUCCUUGAGCAGACACACUGACAGAGAGGAAAUAAGCAAAAUAGAAUGAAAGAUAUCAUCAUUGUGCACUUACAUGGAUCUUAGCAAACACACAAAUACAUUUAUUGAAAUACAUUUUUUGCUCAAAUUAGAUUUUUCUUUGCGUAAUACUAAUUUCUCUACAAAAUAUAAUCUAGUUGCUUGCAAAAAAAUUUUUUUUCUGUGCUCAAAAUGUCUCAUCAUGUUAUCAGCAAUACGGCACAAAUAUAACUCCAUACCCAGAAUUUUACAAGCUGGAAAGAAAAUGACAAACCUCACAGUGCAGUAAGAUUCUUACAACUCUAGACACUUAAGUCAGUGUCUGGGGCAAAGUUAAUAGAGUUCAUGUAAACUAUGAGUUGAAACAUUGUAAAGGUGUGUAAAAAUUAAAGCAGAAAAACAUACAGAGACAAAAAGAAAUGAGAUUAUGUAAACUGAAGUAUAUGCAAUACAAAGAGAAUUAACAUGAGCCUUGAAGUGCGUAGAAGAGGAGUGAGGAGUGGAGAGUUUGAGCCACUGCAGUGAAAUAAAAUGCAUUAAACGGUUGGACCAAUCCUGAAAGGUUAGUCUCCUAUUCACUAAGACUGGGGCAAUUUUCAUUAGCACUCCUCUGAUUAGAGUCUUGAGUCACCCCAGUUUAAUUCUGAGUCAUCAUGCUGACUUGUUUUAGCCUUUAAAGGGUAACUACACACAGACUGAAAACCUGCUUUCUGCUGCCUUAGACAUUCAAAACUUGCUGCAACAGAAAGGAAAUACUGAUGUUACAUGAUGUAUGUCAUGUUUCAGUAUGUGAUUGUACUAGUACUGUAAACAAUGCAAAAAGAUUUCAUAGUUAGCUAACAGGAGACACAUUCAGGACACACAAAUUCAACAUGGUAUACGUUGGAAGUAGUGCAGCACACUGGAAAACAUUACAGCUCAGCCUGCUCCUGCACAGCAAGCAAUCCCCCAAUUUAAAAACAAAUGAGCUCCUGGCCUGUUUCACAAAAGCCCAGCUGGAUGUUCUAAUGUCUGAGCAACAUCCUGUGGUGCACUGAGACAUAGCAUCAGUGAUGCCACCUAGAGAGACACUGUUGACCCAGCCAUGGUUGAUCACACACCACCUUGUGUCCCUGCAGCACUACACCACACAUCACUCCUUCUGAUCCAGAGCUCACUUGACGGCAAGCAUGUCAGCACCUCUCAUCUCACUCUUGCCCCUGGAUGGCUGGAUGGACACAUCAAGGCGCAUUAUACAGAGUCUGGAUGAUGAACUUGAUGAGCUGGAGUUUUACCAAUCGGCUAUUAGACCACAAAAACGUUCCCAUCCAGUUUCCUGAUGCCAUCCUGGUGGUACGAGCCUCAUCAAUGCCUGGCCACACCUUCUGGACCAGUUGGUAUAUGUCCCUGCUCUGAGCUUGUCCUAGCUAAUGGUCUCAUAAGUACACCUCCUCAUGAACAGGUGACAGUCAUCAGGCUGAAACAAGCAAUUUAGGGCAAGUUCAGGCAGUUAAGAGAGUUUGUUUCAUCUAAUUGCUUUGUGCAAGAACAAAUAUAAGAGAAAAAUAAGAAAA